This is a messenger RNA of Erinaceus europaeus (western European hedgehog), 1308 nucleotides long. Its product is annotated as olfactory receptor 1L6-like. The record is from RefSeq and is a predicted model, not a curated record. The transcript has a single exon. The coding region runs from base 1 to 930 and encodes 309 amino acids. Gene Ontology annotation, molecular function: G protein-coupled receptor activity; olfactory receptor activity. Gene Ontology annotation, cellular component: membrane. Gene Ontology annotation, biological process: G protein-coupled receptor signaling pathway. Lineage: Eukaryota; Metazoa; Chordata; Mammalia; Eulipotyphla; Erinaceidae.
AUGCUGAAGGGAAACCAGAGUCAUAUCACUGAAUUCCUGUUACUGGGACUGACUAGUGACCCAAAACUGCAAGUGUGGCUCUUCAUCAGUUUCUUGACCAUGUACCUAGUCAAUGUGUUUGGCAACUCAGUCAUCAUUGCAGCCAUCCAAGGAGAUGCCCGCCUCCAUACUCCCAUGUACUACUUCCUUUCUAACCUGUCUUUUGUGGAUAUCUGCUUUACAAAUGUUAUUGUGCCAAGGAUGCUAGCAAAUAUGAUGAGCAAAAACAAAAGGGUUCCGUUUGCCCAGUGCCUCACCCAGAUGUAUUUCUUUGUGACAUGUGCAAUCACUGACAGCUUCCUGCUGGCUGCCAUGGCCAUUGACCGCUAUGUGGCCAUCUGUAACCCACUGCAUUAUACCACCACCAUGAGCCCCAAGCGCUGUCUCCUCCUGGUGAUAGCAUCCUGGGUGGUGUCCCACCUCCACUCCCUCACACACACCAUUCUCAUGGCCCACCUCUCCUUCUGUGGGCCCAACAUCAUCCACCACUUCUUUUGUGAUGUCCAGCCACUGCUAACACUCUCCUGUUCUGACACCUCUGCCAAUGAGCUUUUGGCUUUCACAGAGGGCUCCUUUGUGAUCAUGAGUCCCUUUAUCUUCAUUAUUGUCUCCUAUGUCUUUAUCACCCGGGCUGUUCUGAGAGUCCCUUCUGGGGGAGGCAGAUAUAAGGUCUUCUCUACCUGUGGCUCCCACCUCACAGUUGUGGCGCUAUACUAUGGAACAGCCAUCUCAGUCUACAUCCGCCCUUCAUCCACCUACUCAGUAACAAAGGACCGUGUAGUCACUGUUAUUUACACUGUGGUAAUCCCCAUGCUAAACCCUUUUAUCUACAGCCUCAGAAAUAAGGACAUGAAACAAGCCUUGAGGAAGCUGACUAGGAGAAAAGAAUAACAGUUUAUUGGGAGGUACUUUAAAAAUAUGUACGUAUUCUGUGCAUCAUAAACCUCUAUCAUUUACCUAUAUUGGUAUGUACUAUUGUCUUUUUUGCUUCAUUUGAGUUAUAAUUAAUUACUACUAUGUCCUACUAAUUGGUUCCCACAACUCUUUCAGCACUUUCUUUCUUUUUUUUUUUUCCGACAUCAAUAUGUUCUACACUCAUCGGCACUUUCUCUGCUCUAGUCCUGGAAUCAGUUAUUUCUCCAAAAAGGCUGAGUUUCCUGACAUGUAUGUUCUACUCAGAUUCUGACAGUACAUAUGGAAUUACUCCUUACCCGCUUGUGAAUUUGACUUCUCUCUCUAGGACGAACCUUACACAGAUGUUCUUCUCAC